AUGGAGAUAAACCAAACAAUUUUCAAGCAAGUGAGAGUGAUAGAGUCAACACAGAAAUCCACUAUCUAUGAAGUUUGUCUCCAUAUACCACCCAAAAUAGUGUCCGACGGCAUCUGGGCCAAUGAAAAAUCCGGCAACUUUCCUUUGCAGUCAAGUUUGACAUUGUUAGAGAUGCAAAUUUGCGUCAUUUUCACCCUCAUGCAUUGCUUUCAUUUUGUUCUCAAGCGAUUCGGGUUCCCCUAUUUCGUUUCGCAGGUGUUGGUUGGCUUUGUUCUAGGCCCUUCAUUGAAUAUUGAUUGGUUGAACAAAUACAAAAUGAUGGUGUUUCCUUAUGGAACUGAAGAAGUAUUGGGGCUAAUUUCAUUGGUUGGCUACACAUUCUACAUGUUUCUGAAUUCUGUGCAAAUGGAUUUUAGCAUGAUAACAAGAAGUGGUAUGAAACCUUGGGCAAUGGCGGUUGCUGCAGUAGUUGGACCUCUAGUCAUCUGUUUGAGCAUAUCUUUUGGAACAAGAACUGUCUGGCAAGAAGUCGCCGGACCCGGGGAAACAUUGAAUUUGGUGGUGAUUACCCAAGCUGGUUGUUCCUUUGUUGUCAUAGCUUCCUGCCUCUCUGAACUAGACAUCUUGAACUCUGAACUCGGACGCAUUGCGUUGACAACAGCGCUUUCCAGCGAUUUCCUUACUGCCAUAAUGAAUUCAUUAAGCAUUAUCUUUACCAAGAGCCAAGCUGAAAAAUAUGAUGCAAAAAAAAUGGCUAGUGGUUUGGCAGUGUAUUUUGCUAUUGUAGUCCUAGUUCCUCUCAUCGGCCGCCCUACAAUGAAGUGGGUGGCCAAGAACACCCCGGAAGGAAGGCCGGUGAGGAAGAUAUACACCUUUGCCAUGGUCCUCUCGGCUCUUAUCAUAGGGUGUUUUGCACUAGAAGCCAACCUACCCAUCAUAUUUGGAAUUGUGAUGUUAGGAUUCGUCGUGCCGGAAGGUCCUCCAUUAGGAUCUGAGCUAGUCAAGCAAUUCGAGUUGAUCAAUGUAUGGUUCUUUCUGCCACUCUUCGUGACCGCUGCCGCCAUGAAGGUAGAUCUUAACAAAAUAGGGGAUGACCCUGCUAUGGCAGUGGCUACAACAGCAGUCAUAUUGAUGGUCCAUUUGAUCAAGAUGUUAUUGUGCACAAUAAUUUGCAUCUUUUGCAAGAUACCAACAAGGGAUACUAUCUGCCUUGGUCUAAUCUUAUGCUGCAAAGGUGUUGUGGAUUUUAGUGUCUACCUGUUUCUGUAUGAAUCAGGGACAUUGAAUAGUUCAACAGUUGCUACACUGUUUGUAUCUGCAUUGAUACUUGGAAGCACUGCAUAUAUUGGUAUCAAGUCCUUAUAUGACCCUUCAAGGAAAUAUGCAGGGUACCAAAAAAGAGACAUUUUGCAUUUGAAACCAAAUUCAGAUCUUAGGAUUGUUGCAUGCAUCCAAAAACCAUAUCAUGUGAAUAUGAUCAAGAAUAUGUUGUAUCUUUGUUGUCCAACAACAACUAGCCCUCUUCAGGUGGAAAUACUGCACCUCAUAGAGCUAGUUGGGAGUGCCACCCCCAUCUUUAUCUCACACCAGCUCCAAGAGUCGGUCAGCAGAAGUCACAACUACUCCGGCGAUAUCAUGCUCGCCUUUGACCUCUUCAAGCAUGAGAACGCCACAGUAGAAGUGAACACCUACACUGCCGUAUCGCCACAGCGCCUCAUGUACGAAGAUAUCUGCCAUCUUGCCCUGGACAAGGUUGCAUCCCUCAUCCUCCUUCCGUUUCAUAUCAGAUGGGCCGACGACGGUUCUAUCGAUUCAACCGAAGAGAGCAUACGGACCCUGAACAACAAGGUACUUGAAAAAGCACCAUGCUCGGUUGCCGUUCUUGUGAAUAAAGGGCCUUGUGACAUUGCAUCAAAGCACAUAGCCAUGAUCUUCUUGGGGGGUUCAGAUGAUAGAGAAGCAUUGUGCCUUGCUAAAAGGGCAAUCACAGAACUUCAUUAUAAAUUGGUUGUGUACCAUUUGGUUGGAACACAGAAUGAGUCCAGCAAUUGGGACAUUAUGCUUGAUGAAGAGGUGCUACAGAGUGUGAAGGGGUGUUAUGGAACUGUUGACAAUGUUGCAUAUGAAAGAAUAUUAAUUGAGGAUCCUUCACAAACCCAAAGAUUCAUUCAGACUAUAGCUGUUGAGCAUGAUUACUUCAUAGUUGGGAGACGCCAUGGUGUCAAAUCAUCUCUUACAGCAGCACUUGAAAAAUGGACUGAGUUCUCAGAGUUAGGUGCAAUUGGGGAUUUGCUUGCAUCACCAGAUACCAAUUCUAAAGCUACAAUUUUAGUUGUGCAGCAACAGAAAAUGCCACAGCCUAUCUCAUAG
Messenger RNA from Arachis stenosperma, 2370 nucleotides. RefSeq names its product cation/H(+) antiporter 4-like. The coding region runs from base 1 to 2370 and encodes 789 amino acids. The transcript is spliced from 3 exons. The record is from RefSeq and is a predicted model, not a curated record. Gene Ontology annotation, cellular component: membrane; endomembrane system. NCBI's taxonomy places the organism in Eukaryota, Viridiplantae, Streptophyta, Magnoliopsida, Fabales, Fabaceae. Gene Ontology annotation, molecular function: antiporter activity. Gene Ontology annotation, biological process: proton transmembrane transport; regulation of pH.